UCUUAAACAGUAACGAAUUUUAUUCGAAUCAAGAGCAACGUCUUACGCCAAAGAGACUUUCCUUUUGCUCUAUAAUCUCCCCUUCUUCGAUAUUUAAAGGCUCUGCUCUCUCUGUCUUAGUCAGUGUUGAGCCCGAGAUCAAUUGACUAAGGUCUCAUUUGUCUACAUUGAUUCGAUUAAUAGGUUAUUCGCCGAGCUUUCGAACGUAGCAAUCGGUAGCGUUUGUCGUCCUCGGCUACCGUAGUAGCACAUCCGAGCACAGCAAUGCGUUUUUUGAUCUUAUUGCCACUCUUGGUGGCUGCAGUUUAUGCCGCACCGCAAUAUCGUCAACAACAAGAUUCGAUCACCAGGGAGCAAUGGGCCACCUUGAACCCGUACGGAACUCCAAAGGGGUACCCUGCUGAAGAAUAUUCAACGAUUGAAGAGUUGGAAAGGCAAUGGGCACGUUUUUAUGACUACCUUCCCUGGCUUAAGGGACCUGCUGGACCAGUUGGACCACAGGGACCUCCAGGUCCACCUGGAGCUGUAUCGUAUGGAUCCAGCGACUAUGCCCAACCAAAGGCUAUUCCUGGCCCUCCUGGAGCACCUGGCGUGCCAGGACCAGCUGGGGCUAAAGGAGACACUGGAGCUCCUGGAGCUCCCGGUUACACUGGUGCACCUGGACCACAAGGUUCAGCUGGAAAACCUGGAUCAGCUGGCUAUCCCGGAGAAAAGGGAACACCAGGAUACAAUGGAGGUCCUGGAGCUCCUGGUAAAUCAGGAGCUAAAGGUGAAAGGGGAGACUCUGGUUACAAUGGCGCAGAUGGACUUCCUGGUGCUCCAGGAGCUCCUGGAAAAGAUGGCUAUCCCGGAGCUCCUGGGCCCGCUGGUCCUAAGGGUGAAGCUGGCCCACCAGGCUACGCACUUCCAUCCAAAAUCCCUGGUCCACCCGGCCCACCUGGCUACCCUGGCAAAGAUGGAGCUUCAGGCUAUCCUGGUGGCCCCGGACCCGCAGGCCCAGUUGGACCAGCUGGUUUGGAAGGACCUGCUGGCAAACCUGGCGCGAAUGGCUAUCCUGGUGGUCCUGGUCCUAAAGGCGAAGCCGGAGCUAAUGGCGCCCCAGGUGCUCCCGGCAAAGAUGGAUAUCCCGGAGCAAACAGUAAAGUGCCCGGCCCUCCUGGACCUCAAGGACCUGCUGGCCGCCCUGGUUACAACGGUGCUCCAGGCAAAGAUGGUCUGCCUGGCGCUCCUGGUGCCCCUGGUAAAGACGGACUUCCCGGCACUCCUUCAUACACAGCUGGCCCACCUGGAGAACAGGGAAGACCAGGCAAAGAUGGAUAUGCUGGCCCAGCAGGAACUCCUGGUUAUCCGGGUGGCCCAGGCCCCGUCGGACCGGAAGGUAAACGUGGCGCUCCUGGAUACCCUGGUGCUCCAGGAUCAGCUGGUGCUGUAGGCCCUGUAGGUCCAGCUGGACCCCAAGGUAAAGUAGGAGCUCCAGGCUAUCCUGGCGGUCCAGGGCCAGCUGGACCCGUUGGGCCACAAGGCCUACAAGGUAAACCCGGUGCUCCUGGCUACCAGGGACCUCAAGGGCCUCAAGGACCCAUUGGUGCUUCUGGAAAGAGUUACGAAGCCCCCCAGCCUGAGUACAAAACGCCUCCUGUUUAUGAAGCCCCAUCUUCCGUUUACACAACUGUUGCCCCAGUCUACAAAACACUUGCCCCAGUUUACGAAAUCACGACCCCAGUCUACGUAGCCCCAGUCUACGAAGCCCCUACUCCAGUCUAUGAAGCCCCUGCCCCAGUCUAUGAAGCUCCUGCCCCAGUCUAUGAAGCUCCUUCCCAAGUCUAUGAAGCUCCUGCCCCAGUCUACGAAGCCCCUGUCCCAGUCUAUGAAGCCCCUGCCCCAGUCUAUGAAGCUCCUGCCCCAGUCUACGAAGCCCCUGCCCCAGUCUACGAAGCCCCUGCCCCAGCCUACCAGCCCCCUGCUCCGGUCUACCAGCCCCCUGCUCCGGUCUACCAGCCCCCUGCUCUGGUCUACAAGCCUCGUGCCCCCGUUUACAAAGCACCUGCAGUUGAGUAUGAACCUCUUCCUCCCGUGUACAAAGUUUCCGUACCAGUGACUGAGGCACCGGCCCCAGUGUACGAAAAGCGAGUCCUGUUCUCUAGACCAGGAAUCAGUCAUCGCUAUUAGAUCUACUGUCGUUUUAGAAGACAUUUUUCUUUUAAAACUGGUUUGUUGGUUAUGUUCAUUAUUUAAUUACAGUUCUUUGUCCACUUUUUCUCAUUCCUAAUUAAUUGCCAAAGCCAUAUGCGCAAGUCUGUCCGGAUUCCCUGAACAAUGAAAGUAACCUUGGUCCAUAAAGAAUUUAUAUGCGAGUGCGAAUGUAUGGUGAAGGACAAAUACAUAUUCUAUAUUUUA
Messenger RNA from Daphnia magna, 2397 nucleotides. RefSeq names its product collagen alpha-1(I) chain-like. Lineage: Eukaryota; Metazoa; Arthropoda; Branchiopoda; Diplostraca; Daphniidae. The transcript has 4 exons. The record is from RefSeq and is a predicted model, not a curated record. Bases 265 to 2169 code for a protein of 634 amino acids.